This is a messenger RNA of Cryphonectria parasitica EP155, 1410 nucleotides long. RefSeq lists its product as uncharacterized. Gene Ontology annotation, cellular component: nucleus; cytosol. The transcript has 2 exons. Gene Ontology annotation, molecular function: peptide-N4-(N-acetyl-beta-glucosaminyl)asparagine amidase activity. Bases 1 to 1410 code for a protein of 469 amino acids. Gene Ontology annotation, biological process: glycoprotein catabolic process; protein quality control for misfolded or incompletely synthesized proteins; protein deglycosylation. Lineage: Eukaryota; Fungi; Ascomycota; Sordariomycetes; Diaporthales; Cryphonectriaceae. The record is from RefSeq and is a predicted model, not a curated record.
AUGGACCCAAGCAGAGGCAACGUGCCUCAGGAGGGCCAAUACGAUGAGGCUUGGGCACAUGAUCUGAGAAUACAAUUCGAGCAGCUGCUGAGGGACAGGAGGCUCACCGAGCUCACCAACCGAUCACGGCAGGGCACACCACAGCCCCGUGAGACUGCCUCGUCUGCCGACCUCCGCGCUGCCGCCGCAUCUCCAACACGGCCCUCGACCUCUCACGCCAGCAGCGUUCACACUCCGCCUACCUAUGCAUCACUGCGCAAUCUCCCUUUGAUACCGACGCCGCCCGCACAAAACGACCGCGAUUCACAAAAGUUCAGGAACCUCAUGGUUACGCUCUCACAAACACCUACCAAGUACGAAAACCCCGGCCUUCUCGACGAGGCCCUCCAGGUGAUUCCUCUGGAUCGGAUCUAUGGAGAGGCUGAGGAGGAGUGCCAGGUGCUCCAGGCACAGGCCGAAAGCAUGGGUGAUGGCCGCAAGCCUGAAUGGGGCUACCAAGAUUGUGUCGUCCGGGCACUGCUCAGGUGGUUCAAGCGUACAUUCUUCACAUGGGUGAACAACCCACCAUGUCCCGCAUGCAUGUCCCCGACGAUAGCACAGGGCAAGACAGCACCCACGCCCGACGAGAAUGCCCGUGGCGCUCUCCUCGUUGAGCUCUACCGAUGCUCAAACUCCGCGUGCGGCGCCUACGAGCGAUUUCCCCGAUAUAGUGACGUCUGGCAACUCUUACAAACCCGGAGAGGCCGGGUUGGAGAGUGGGCAAACUGCUUCAGCAUGCUCUGCCGUGCUGUCGGGGCCCGUGUGCGGUGGGUGUGGAACGCCGAGGACCACGUCUGGACCGAAAUCUAUUCGGAACACCAGAAGCGAUGGGUUCAUGUCGACGCCUGCGAGGAGGCAUGGGACAAUCCACGUCUCUACUCGGAAGGAUGGGGCAAGAAGAUGUCUUACUGCGUAGCAUUCUCCAUCGAUGGUGCCACCGACGUGACCCGAAGGUACGUGCGCAAGAGCGACUAUGCGCUGGAGCGCACCCGGUGCCCGGAAGAGGUCAUGUUGUAUAUCAUGCAGGAGAUCAGGAACAUCCGGCGGGCCAACAUGAACAAGGACUCGCGUUUCCGCCUCGAGAAGGAGGAUGCGCGAGAGGAUCGCGAGCUCCGCUCCUUUGUCAUCUCGUCCAUCACACAGGCCGUCACCGAGCUUGUCCCUGGCUCGGUACACACCACCUCCGCCAUCGUUCCUCAGCCGCCUCGACGGACCCCAGCGCCAUCAUCCUCCGACGACACCAAGCACCCCGCCGAGCUUCCUGGUCGACAGAGCGGAAAUGCCGAGUGGGUAGCCGCACGUGGCGAGAACGGAAGGAGGAUGCAACAGCAGCCGCCUCAGGACCCCUCUGGCCGACCUCCAUUUCCUUGA